Notothenia coriiceps (black rockcod) is the source of this 633-nucleotide messenger RNA. RefSeq names its product ring finger protein 13 (gene rnf13). The coding region runs from base 1 to 618 and encodes 205 amino acids. Lineage: Eukaryota; Metazoa; Chordata; Actinopteri; Perciformes; Nototheniidae. Gene Ontology annotation, molecular function: ubiquitin protein ligase activity. The record is from RefSeq and is a predicted model, not a curated record. The transcript is spliced from 6 exons. Gene Ontology annotation, biological process: ubiquitin-dependent protein catabolic process. Gene Ontology annotation, cellular component: nucleus.
AUGGAUGAGAAAAGAGGGGAGGGAGAGAUUAAAGGUGGGACGGAGGAAAUAUCAGAGAAGGGGCCGGGAGAAAUUCUGGAGUUGUUUGGCUGUCAGGAUGAUAUAACAAGGGUCCUUAAUGCCCAGAAAGCCGGGUACAAGGCAGCCAUUGUUCACAAUGUGGAAUCUGAUGACUUAAUCAGCAUGGGAUCAAAUGACUUGGAUGUUAUGAAGCAGAUCGAUAUCCCCUCUGUGUUUGUGAGCGAGGUGACGGCCAACUCUCUGAAAGACGACUUCACGUAUGACAAGGGGGGACACGUGGUCCUCAUGCCAGACUUCAGUCUGCCACUGGAAUACUACCUGAUCCCCUUCCUCAUCAUUGUGGGAAUCUGCCUCAUCCUCAUCGUUGUGUUCAUGAUCACCAAGUUUGUCCAGGAUCGACACAGGGCUCGGAGGAGUCGCCUGCGGAAAGAUCAGCUAAAGAAACUUCCCAUCCACAAGUACAAGAAAGGGGACAACUACGAUGUGUGCGCCAUCUGCCUGGACGAAUAUGAAGAAGGGGACAAGCUCCGAGUCCUGCCUUGUUCUCAUGGUGAGUCUGAAUCCUGCGCUGUAGAUCAACUGUUUACCUUUGAGUGAAACCAAACUCAACAC